This is a messenger RNA of Gopherus flavomarginatus (Mexican gopher tortoise), 5965 nucleotides long. It is a transcript of the gene RHCG, whose product is annotated as Rh family C glycoprotein. Gene Ontology annotation, molecular function: ammonium channel activity. The coding region runs from base 516 to 1691 and encodes 391 amino acids. The transcript has 13 exons. Gene Ontology annotation, biological process: ammonium homeostasis; ammonium transmembrane transport. Gene Ontology annotation, cellular component: apical plasma membrane; basolateral plasma membrane; plasma membrane. NCBI's taxonomy places the organism in Eukaryota, Metazoa, Chordata, Testudines, Testudinidae. The record is from RefSeq and is a predicted model, not a curated record.
CUUCCACUCCACGUUGAUAGGUCCGACCGCAAGGGAUUCUGGCUGCGAUUGGCGGAGAUCCGCGACGUACAGGGUCAGCCUGCGGGAGAGGACCAUUGAUUGGCUGCUGCCCUGAGUUUAAAAUUUAAAGGCUGGAAUUGGAGGAAGCGCAAGGAUGGUAAAUACAGAGACGGGUGUGAUGACGUAAUCGCUGGGCAAUGAUGAGCUAAUGCAGGGAGCAGGUGCCUGCCAGGACUGGCGUGAAGGGAUCUGAACUCUGUCUGGAUCAUGGCCUAGUCACACCCUGCACUGGAGCUCCAGCUCCUCGCAGAAAUGUGCAGAGGUUCCCUGCACUUCUGAAUCACCUUCCCUUCAGCCAUGUCCAGAGAGGUACCUGACCCGCUGGCUUCCUAGACCAUGAAUGGGGUUUGAGGCCGAUUUUGUCUGGCCAUCAGCCUCCGUCGCAGACUGGCCAAUGGCAUUUAACAAGACUAUAAGCAUGAAAUAAUUGCAGCUCUUUCCAGGAUGUCCACGUGAUGAUCUUCGUGGGUUUUGGCUUCCUGAUGACAUUCCUCCAGCGCUAUGGCUUUGGAGCUGUUGGUUUCAACUUCCUCCUUGCCGCCUUUGGGAUCCAGUGGGCUCUCCUGAUGCAGGGCUGGUUCCAUUCUUUCGAGAAUGGAAAGAUACUCAUUGGAGUGGAAAACCUGAUCAAUGCAGAUUUCUGUGUGGGUUCUGUCUGCAUUGCCUUUGGGGCCAUCCUGGGCAAAACCAGCCCCGUGCAGCUGCUCAUCCUGACGUUGUUUCAAGUCACGCUGUUUGCUGUGAACGAGUACAUCCUCGUCAGCCUGCUCCACGUUAAAGAUGCUGGUGGAUCCAUGACCAUUCAUACGUUUGGAGCCUAUUUUGGCCUGACAGUGACCAGAAUUCUGUACCGGCCCAACCUGGAACAGAGUAAAGACAAGCAAGGCUCUGUGUACCACUCCGACCUCUUUGCUAUGAUCGGUACCCUGUACCUGUGGAUGUACUGGCCCAGCUUUAACUCAGCUGUUUCAAACCACGGGGAUGCACAGCACCGAGCCGCCAUUAACACCUAUUGCUCACUGGCCUCCUGUGUCCUCACUACCGUGGCCUUCUCCAGCCUGCUGCAGAAGAAAGGCAAGCUCGACAUGGUUCAUAUCCAGAAUGCAACGCUGGCCGGUGGCGUGGCUGUGGGGACCAGCGCAGAGAUGAUGCUGACUCCAUACGGAUCCCUCAUCGUUGGAUUCCUCUGUGGCAUUGUGUCCACCGUUGGGUUCGUCUACCUCAUGCCAUUCCUGGAGUCCAAGCUGCACAUCCAGGACACCUGCGGCAUCCACAACCUACAUGCCAUGCCAGGGCUUAUUGGGGGCAUUGUGGGGGCUGUCACCGCAGCCACAGCCACUGAAGAGGUGUAUGGAAAGGAAGGGCUCAUCAGUGCCUUUGACUUCACGGGUGACUACAAGGAUCGGACACCCAGUGUCCAAGGGGGGUUCCAGGCAGCUGGCAUUUUCGUGUCCCUGGCCAUGGCCUUGGCUGGAGGGGCCAUUGUGGGUGCUAUUUUGAAAAUCCCAUUCUUGGGGGACCCUGCAGAUGAGAACUGCUUUGAGGAUGAUGUCUACUGGGAGGUGCCUGAGGAUGAGGAGAGCGGCCUGUACCACAUGCAUGACCCCACCCUCAAACCUGUGACUUCCUAACCCACCUGGGUGGCAUUUGGACUCCUCCUCAGUCUCUAGCUCCCCAGAGAAACUACUGGUGUAUUUCUAGAAAAGGAGGUGCCCUGUGCCAAUCCCCAACUGGACACAGACUCUUUGAGAGCUUCCAAAGGCCCCAUUUCCUUUCCCACAUUCCCCUCCAUGGUGGGAUAGCCUGGAAGAGGCCCUGUUUACACUAAGCAACACUCUGGAGAACAGCCAGUGAAGCCAUAUGUCUGUGCACAGGGCCAGAGGUUUGAAACAGACACUGGGGCAUCUCCCUUAGCACUGCCACGGGGCAGCAGCAGUGGGAGAGGGCUUAGCACCUAUGGGGAGUUGUUUUACUAGGUGCUUGCUGGGUGGGAUCUCUCAGGUUUCAAGUUCCCAGAUUUUACACUGAAACAAUUCAGCUGGCACUGUGCCUAGGCCCAGAGUUAACUGGGCCCCAUGACACCUUGGAUGCUGGGGAUUGUGGAGGGUGAAGUGACAAUAAUAAUGGAUCCAAUUCGAGGGUAAGAGAAGCCUGUCCUUGCAGCUGGGGGGCGCUGUUACACUUAGAGGAGAUAAUCAUACUUGGCACAUAUCCAGUGCUUUGCAAUCGUUAAUAAUUAACCCUCCCAACACCCCUGUGAGGUAGGUAAGCAUCAUUGCCCCCAUUUGGCAGAUGGGGACCCAGAGGCACAAGGAAAGAAAGUGACUUGCUCCAAGGAUUAGAACCCAGGAGUCUGGGUGCCUACCUCUUUCUCAGUUCCUUUGCGAUGCUGACUCAAAACAAGUGUUUGCUUUCUUGGCCUGACCACCAGGUCCCUGACUGCUGGAGUUCGGCUGCCCUUCUCUCUCCCGCCUCUUUGCCAUUAGCUCUUGCUCCUUGGAUGUGUGAAUAAAAAGCUCCGUGUUAUUCUUUCCAGCGCUGUGCACCGUUGGGUAAUGAGCAGUGAGACUCAGGUGGGACUCUGGCCAUUGCCCUAUUUCCCCCAGUAGCAAUACAAAGGGAGCCAUUAUGGGUGGAUGCUGGGAUAGAGUCAGAUUCACUUGCCACGUGAUUGGUUCAUGGGAAUCUUUCAACCCUCAGUAGAAGGUUUGGGGUGGGGGAGGAGGGCAGGUUGAUCCCUGUUUUUGUUGCACAGAGUCCCAUGCUACCAGCUUCCUUGAGCAGGCCAACAGCCCCCUUCUGCCACUACAGUGGGGUGGGGAACGGGAAUACUGCUGGUGAAAACAAAGGAGAGCGCAUCUAAAAUCCAAGGACAUGGGGUGAGGGGAACCAGUUGGCCUAUGGCCCAGCACCAUGUUCCUGAAAUACAUUGCAAUCCAUCUUUUCCCAGGCACUGAGCCCCCUCCCCUCAACUCCCACUGGAGUCAGGGGAGCUGGGAAGCUCCACACCUCGGGGAAUUGGGCCCACAUGGUCUGCUUUCAGAUUGACUUCAGACACGUGUGUUUUGAAUACCAGGGGCUGACAAUGCUAUUGUGUCUGGGACAUAUCAGGGCCCAACUGCUUAGAACCGAGCGCUUACAUGGGCUCAGAUUUCCCAAAGAGCUCAGCUCCCAUUUAGGCACCAAAAUAAAUUUUCCAAAUUGCUCAGCAUGCGGGGUGCUGGGCCCUUUUGGAAAUCUGGCCCUGAUGGCAAAUGCUGAGCACUUGAAAAUCAGUCUUGUACUCCGUAAGCACAACCAUCCCAGCUGUGCUCACAUUCUCAGCCAGUGUCCAUAUCAGUGACUGGUUUGAGGUCUGGCUGGACAUUUGGGUGCACAGUUAUACUCACUGCAUGUGAAAUCACAAUAGCCAUGCACACAGAUAUCACACCUGCAUGGUUCUGAUGAUCUGGGCCUAGGACUGCCUUGUGGAUCAUUGGUGUCCUGCCUCUGCUUCUCCAAACUGCUGGUGUUUGGGUCCAAAUGGUGUUGUACUGGCUACUUGUGGGAAAUAUUUUUGCUGCACGUUGAUCCCUUGUGAAAAUGGGUCAUUUUGCUCUUCCAGUCUGAGCAGAACUGCUGCCUCUGUUGUCCCAACUCCCAUAUUCUCCAGGCUACAGUGACUGGGCAUCCAUCAGUCUCCUGGGGAAGCUGUUUCACUGACUAUUAGGAACUUUUCCCUCUUUGUUGGUUUCUGCCAUUCCUCCUUGUCUACUCCCUCUCCUGGGACAGAUCAUUCCCUUCUAUCUAGAUGGUUAUGCUGGGGUGUCCUGAUCCGUCAGAGUCCAAGAUACAGAAUGUGGAUCCCUUUCCCAUGUUAAUAAUACCUAGCUCUUGUAUAUUGCUUUUCAUUGGUAGAGCUGGAAGUGCUUUACAAAGGAGGGCAAUAGCAUUAGCCCCAUUUUACAGAUGGGGAAACCGAGGCACAGAGUGGGGAAGUGAUUUGCCCAAGGUUACUCAACAGAGUCAGGAAUAGACCCCAAGUCUCCUGAGUUUCAGUCUAGUGCUCUAGCCACUCAACCUCCUCCCAUCCAUCAAGGACAUAAGGGAAAAACUGGCAAUAAGAGAGGAAUUUGGAGGCAGUGGAGAAAACCCGUUCUGGAGCCAGUGUAUUUCUCAGGGUAAUGUAUGAGGAACAGAGAGGGAAAAGGAAAGAAAGGCGGAGGGAGGGGUGAUUGGAUCUCUUCUCUAUGUCUCUCUGUAAUUCUCACACCUGAGGGGGGGAGGUGAAAGUAGCUAUUCACGCCCCCUUGGGAUGUGACACCCUCAUUUUCCAUGCUGGGUAAAGACAAAAACCCUUUAUAACAUGUUUCUGGAAUUUGUCAGCAGCUGCCAGCGGCAGCAUGUUAAUUAAAUGUCGGCAAAGAUGGAAGCAAGAGGCCCUGCUCUAAUUGGACAGUUUGCUUGGUGGAACUGAAAAACAUUGUGACAAAGGAGGAGGCUCUGAAACGCUGUGUUCCCGGGGCGAGGAAACCCAGCGCAAGGAGAUGCUCUGGUAGAAAUCGGGGUUUGUCUGAGUUUGACCUGAGACGACCCUGCUAUUUAAAAAAAAAAAAAAAAAAAAAAAAAAAAAAAAGACUGCCAUCCUCUGCAGUAAUGGCCCGAAGUCUGCAGCUUGGAGCACUGUGGCAGUAUGGGCCAGUACUGGAAGGGAAGAGACAUGCUUAUGCACAGUGGUGGAUUAGCUGAGGGGAGCCCAUGACCCUCCAACUGCCCUGUGCGAGGGGCUGGGGUGUCCAAGAGCAGCCCCCAGCCCAUGUCCCCACACUGCCCAGCACAGGUGGAAGGCCUGGGGCUCCCCACAGCAGCCAGGCUCCUUGGGCAGCUCUUACCAUGGUCCGGCUCUGGCUUCUGGCCUGGCCAGUUGGCUGGGCCUUGGGGAAAGAGGAGGAGCAGGGGGCAGGGCCUCGUGAUGAGGAGGGCAUGAGGGGCCCAAAUGUUCUUUGUGCCCAGGGCCCCAGUAAGUCUUAAUCCACCUCUGCUUGGGAAGGGUGGGAAAAACUAAGGGCUGGGCUGUUGUGGGGCAGUUUGGAUCUUUAAAAGGGAAGCUCUUCCUGACACCCCCACAGGACCUGAGUCAGAGUCUCCAUUGCAUGCACCUUACAGCAGUGCAAAGGGAGUGGGAACAUGAUCAGAUCCAAGUGGCAGGGUUUUGUCCUGGUGGACUUGAUGGCACAAUGUGCAAGGCAGUGAAGACUCAAGCCCUUGUGAUGAGGCUGGUAGCAAUCAGUGCCACUCCUGGGUCAACUGGAGAGAGGGAGAUGAGCUGCCCCUGCCUCUGCAGUUCAGCUGGCUGAAUUGGCAGGGAUCCUAGCCCCCCACCCUCAUGCCUGUAGGGAGCCAGGGACAGACCUUAGGAGCUUCAGUCUUUUGUGCUAAUCACUCUAUUAAUGUGAUAAAAAGCCAUUCCAGUAUUGUGAAGUAGUCCCUUCCCUGCUUAACUAACUUCUCCCCGGGAGCUUGGGGACCUUACUGCAUUUUCCAUAAGAACGGCCAUCUGGGUCAGACCAAAGGUCCAUCUAGCCCAGUGUCCUGUCUUCUGACAGUGGCCAAUGCCCAGCGCUUCAGAGGGAAUGAACAGAACAGGUAAUCAUCAAGUGAUCCAUCCCUGGCACACAGAUGCUACGGAUACUAUGCUAAUAGCCAUUGAUGGACCUAUCCUCCAUAAAUUUUUCUAGUUCUUUUUUGAACCUUGGUAUAGUUUUGGCCUUCAUAACACCCUCGGCAAAUAAUUUCACAGGUUGACUGUGUGCCGUGUGAAUACAUACUUCCUUUUGUUUUAAACCUGCUGCCUAUUAAUUUCAUGUGGUGACCCCUAGUUCUUGUGUUAUGAGAAGGAGUAAAUAAAACUUCCUUAUUUACUUUC